Molecule: messenger RNA, 2958 nt
Organism: Nicotiana tabacum (common tobacco)
Lineage: Eukaryota; Viridiplantae; Streptophyta; Magnoliopsida; Solanales; Solanaceae
Source: RefSeq, a predicted model, not a curated record
AUUUCUAUGAUGUAUGUUCAUGUCCUUCAGCUAUCCAUUGCAGCAAAUUCCAACUGUUCCUCCACAGUGGAAUGCAAGAGAUGACAUGCCUGGUAUAAACUUUGGAGGAGCUACACAAUUGGGACCAAAUAUUCGCGCCCCUGCAAAUGCUUUGCCUCAUUUGCCAGAACCUUCUGAUGCGGGGAACAACAGGUUUCUCCAACAAUCAUCUCAUCAAGGAUGGCCGUUAGUUGAUGCCUUACCAGAAGUGGCAGUUCAAACGUUUGAUAAGAUCAACUUUCCUGCCCCUGCAAGUUCUGGUGAUUUCAAUCGUGUGCUCAUUCAAGCUGGAUCGAGUGGAAAAGAUGCAGGAAUGCUUGGUGAUAAAAAUAAAAGAACCCCGAAGAAUUUACCAGAUGACAAGCAAAUAUUAGCUCCUAUAGGAGGAAAGCAAAUGAAAGAUUCUGGGAAGCAAAUUGCAGUGCAGGAGCAAGCGAACCAGCUGAGAUUGCAGUCUUCAAAUAAGAGUGGCAGAAAGAGGAAAACGUCAUCGAUUUCUCUGGCAGCUGUUGGGAAAGAGAAAGCUACUACAGAUCAUAUUAUGAAUGGCAAUAUCGACAGCUACUUAUCCCGGGGAGAUGCUGGUCUGAUUGCUGCAAGUAAUUCACUCGCUGCAUUGAGGAAAAGUAUUGCUGCUUGCAUUGAAUCUGACCGGAAAGGCAUCACUAUUAAAGAGAUUGGAAGCCUUCACGCAACAAAGAGCAAGCUCCUAUGUUGCCACUUCCAUUCACAAGGAAAGUUGUUGGCUACUGCUGGUCACGAGAGGAAGGUUGUAAUUUGGGACGUGGAAAAUAGUGAUGUUAAAUGUGGAGAAGGUCAUGCUCAUCUCAUUACAGAUAUCCGUUUUAGACCAAACUCAAUGGUGUUUGCAACAUCCUCUUUUGACAGAACUGUGAUGUUAUGGGAUGCAGCCAAGCCAAGCAACCCUUUCAAAAGCCUUGUCGGGCACGUUGAGCAUGUGAUGUUCACAGAUUUUCAUCCAACAAAGGCCGGUCUCCUCAGCUCUUGUGAUAGCAAUGAUGAGAUUAGACUGUGGGAUGUCGAUGAGGGCGAUUGCAAACUCAUUUUUAAGGGAGGUAGUAGACAGGUUAGAUUCCAACCUCGAUUUGGGAACCUUUUGGCAUGUUCUACAGGAAAUAUUAUUAAUAUAUUUGAUGUGGAGACUAACAGCAUCCAACAACAGUUACAAGGACAUGUCGGAGAUGUCCGUUCUAUCUGUUGGGAUAACCGUUCUAUCUGUUGGGAUAUGAGCGGGAAUUUCCUGGCAUCCGUGAGCGAGGAUAGUGCACGGAUAUGGUGUGUCAGCGGAAGAAAGUGUUUACAUGAACUGCGCUCCAGUGGCAAUAAGUUCCAGUCAUGCACUUUCCACCCUGACCGCGCUCAAAUCUUGGCGAUUGGUUCUCAUGAGUUACUGGAGCUGUGGAAUCCAAUGUACCAGAGCCACAUAACUUGGCCACACCAAGCACAUGAUGGCAUAAUUUCUUCAUUUGCAGAUUCACCUCCGACAGGAACCAUAGCUUUAGGUCAUACUUGGUAUACGCUAAGGAGUUGCAUUUUUAAUGUUGGGUUUGUGUCUUGCUGUUAUAUUGGACUUGGCUUUUUCGUCAAGUACUUUUCUUCUUCUUAGCAGGUAUGUUUCAGCUUUUGUUAUUCAAUGUUGUAGAUUUGAUUUGCAUUGGUGUAUAGUUAUUUUUGCCUACAUGUUAAUGUACUUGAAAACUGUCAAGUAAGCUUUGUAUAACUGGAUUAAUCGAUUUGGAUAAAAUAAGUAAAUAAUCCUUACUUUGGAGGAAUAGAUUCCCACUUCAAAUCUUUGAUUUUGUGUAGUACCUGGAAUAAGUGAUAAAAUGUAGAAUUACAAGAUCAUGUAACUAGUUGACAGCAUUUGUUGGAUUAUUUCUUUGGAAAAUAAAGAUUAAUCUAGGACAAAGAAAGGUUUUCCUAGACUCAUUAGGACUAAUGGCCGAAUGAUCAUCCUUAAGGUGUUCCGUUCCCUCUGUGCAUCGUUUUCUCUACCAGCUGCAGAGACACAGAGCUGCAGAGACACACGUAUUGCAUUUUCCUAGAGAUAUAGACUGGAUAGAGUCAAAGAGUAUUGCAGACAAACUAAACACUAUUUGUCAGCUGACAUGGUCUAAAAAUGACUUCCCUCGCUCUUUGGUAGAAGUUAUUCUCCUUUACAACUAUCUCAAAUCUUAAUUUCAUAUCUAUUCUCCAACCAACACUUAGACAUUAUAAUCAAUCUUUAGUAUAAAUUUCAUCAAAAAACUAUCUGAUUCGCUAACAUUAUUAUCAAUCUAUAAUCUAAAAAAAUUCAUAAAAUAUUUGAAAAACGUUUCCAUCGUAUCAGCACCCUAAAUAAAAAACAAUUACUACUAGUACUUACUGUCUAUUUUUCCAAGAUAUUGUCACCAUCAUGUGAUUAAUUGAGGAAUAUAACAUACACUUUGUUAAUCUUCAUUCUGAGAAUGAAUUUACCUCACUAAAGUCUUUUUAUGUCGAAAUAGAUACAAAAAAUGCUUUCUCUUAAAUAACAUUUAUGUUAGAGCUAGAAAUUGACAAAUCAUUAACAUCGACAUAGGGGCAAAUAAUAACUUUUGACUUAUUCUAAUACUUAUGAUAAAUGCAAGAAUCAAACUUUACGUUGUUUUGGUGCCUAUCUCAAGCCAUUCCGAUAUGUCAAAUGGGGUUUGGAACUGCCUUGCUUUGGAAUCACAAUUGCUCAAAUAUGUCAUAUUCUUUCCUAGGAAGUAGUGUUGAAGACAUAGUAAAGUCGAUAAAAGUCUAUUCUCUCUAACAAAUUAAGUUUUUAAACGAGAUGGUUAUACAAUUUAACAUGAUUUUUAUUGUUGAUACAAUCUAACAUGGUAACAAAGCAGAUAGAGGUCCUAGGUUCAAGUCUCACCGUCACUUAUUGUU